Molecule: messenger RNA, 1290 nt
Organism: Anopheles bellator
Lineage: Eukaryota; Metazoa; Arthropoda; Insecta; Diptera; Culicidae
Exons: 4
Coding region: 319-1005 (228 amino acids)
Source: RefSeq, a predicted model, not a curated record
UGACACAACAGUUCAGCGUCUUCCAAACGCGCCAAAGACCGGUCGGCAGGAGAGGCUGCAAGUGUUAGCACUGCAACACGUAAGAUAACGCAGUAAAUGGUCAAAAAGUCUAGUGACCAUCGACCCUGUCAAGUGUUUUCAUUGGGUGUAAUGUAACUUUUGUAUCAGAGUGUCUCUAGUAAUUGCACUAAAGCAACAUGCAACUCUGGCUUGCAUCACUUUGCCCGCAGCCGGUUAAAGAAGAUAAGCGGUGACCAAUUAGUUAAGAGGUCGGUUCAGCUACGGGGCGAAUCGACGUAAUCCCGUGGACCGGUGGGAAUGCAAUUUCUUCGUGACAGUCUCUCGCUUUCAUUCACCAGCCAGCAAGGAAGCAGCCGAGCACCUGGUGGCGAAAAUGGCGAAACACGGAACGGUGAACCGUCUCCGACGGCUUCGCAUGCCAGCAACGACUCGAAGUACGACACGGUCCGAUCGAAGGCUGCGAUCAAUCUGGGCAGCCCACCGUCCGCGUACAGCACACCAUUCCAAAGUCCGAUCAUCCCUAGUCGGACCUUUCCGACGAUAAGUGGAGCGGCAACGACGCUGGGUGCUGGCCCGGCAAGAGGAAGUGUGGCAGGUUCUGUGAACGGUGGAAAAACGAAUAGAGGCAGUAAAGUGUACUUCAUCGAUCCGGGACAAUUGCCUCCGGAAUAUGAACUGCCGGAGCGGCCUUUGCAUAGUGAUGGUGGUGUCGUGAAUCCUGCCUUCGCCAACGACAGUGGAGCUACGGUGAUCACUGUUCCCGGAUCACAACCGAGCGUUAUCAGAGAGCAAUACUGGACCUGGUCAUGCCGGUGUAGACAUGAGUUUACCCCACGAGAGAAGGUCCUUGUGAUAGUGAUCUUUGUUCUGGUGCUGAUCAUUGGAGGACUUGCGGCGUAUCUUGGUAUUGUGAUAGACAGUGAUGAUGGUCUUCCAGGUGGCAUCUUAACGAACGGGAUGCUGAUGCCUGCAGCUCAUCUGUAAAGAACCCCCCGUUGCGGUUGUCGCUCGUGAUGGUCAUAAAAAGGAUUGUGGUGUAACAUUGAGACAACAGGAGUAAAAGUUCUUAAUCCCUAAAGGCCAAAUAUAGCAUAGAAUUAAAGUAAGAUUGUGUAAUUUCGAUCACGAAAACGUACCAUAGACGUUGCGUCGCGAAUAUGUUUAGCGUAAUAGUAUUUUCGUAUGUGUGACAAAUUUUGUCAAAUAUUUCACUGCAAGCAGCGCUUACAUUUUAAAUACCUGUACUCUCUUCAAAAGACAACAGAUAAA